Candidozyma duobushaemuli is the source of this 1068-nucleotide messenger RNA. RefSeq names its product Hpd1p (gene HPD1). Gene Ontology annotation, biological process: L-valine catabolic process. The coding region runs from base 1 to 1068 and encodes 355 amino acids. Gene Ontology annotation, cellular component: mitochondrion. Lineage: Eukaryota; Fungi; Ascomycota; Pichiomycetes; Serinales; Metschnikowiaceae. Gene Ontology annotation, molecular function: NAD binding; 3-hydroxyisobutyrate dehydrogenase activity; NADP binding. The transcript has a single exon. The record is from RefSeq and is a predicted model, not a curated record.
AUGUCUCUUCGGUUUGUUCGUGCUUUUUCCUCCGCCAACGUGCUCAGAGCCAACUACGGUUUCAUUGGUCUCGGCCAGAUGGGCCAGCACAUGGCCAGACACAUCUACGCUCAGUUGGAGCCUCUGGAUAAGUUGUAUGUCUACGACACGGUUCCCGACGCCACCAAGGCGUUCGUUGAAAACGUCACAUCUCAGAAACCCGAGGCCAAGAACCAGCUUACGGCGCUCGACCUGAUCCCCAAGUUCGUCACAGGUGUCGACUCCCAGUUGGAUUUCAUUGUGUCCAUGGUUCCAGAGGGAAAACACGUCAAGGGCGUUGUUUCCGAGCUCGUGGAGGCCUACAAGGCGAACCCACAGAACGCCUCCACCACCUUCUUGGACUCCUCCACCAUCGACAUCCCUACCUCCGUCGAGGUGCACGAGUUGGUCAAGAAGGAGCUUCCUUCGUUUGAUUUCAUCGACACCCCAGUGUCCGGUGGUGUGGCUGGUGCCCGUAAGGGUACCUUGUCGUUCAUGCUCUCGAGAGCUGAGCACUCGGACGUUGCUCCAGACCUCGUGAAGUUGUUGAACUUCAUGGGCUCCAACAUCUUCCCAUGCGGCUCACGUCACGGUGCUGGUUUGGCUGCGAAAUUGUCCAACAACUACCUUUUGGCCGUCACCAACUUGGCUGUCGCCGACUCUUUCCAAUUGGCCAAGGCCUUCGACUUGAACUUGCAGCACUACGCCAAGCUCGUGGCUGUUUCCACCGGUAAGUCCUGGGCUUCCGUGGACAACUGCCCAAUUCCAGGCGUCUACCCAGAAAACAGCUUGCCUGCUGAUGUCGGCUACCAGGGCGGUUUCAUCACCAAGUUGACCAAGAAGGACCUUGUUUUGGCCACCGACUGUGCCGAGCAGUACGACCGUGCUUUGUUCUUGGGUGACAUUUCCAAAAAGUGGUACCUCAAGGCUUGCGAGAGAGAGGACCUCGGAACCCGUGAUUUGGCUGUUUUGUACGAAUGGCUUGGAGAGCUCCGCAAGGAAGGCGGCGAGUACGUGGACAACAAGACGUCAGAGAAGUUUGACAUCUAA